Messenger RNA from Musca domestica (house fly), 1780 nucleotides. It is a transcript of the gene pths, whose product is annotated as ATP-dependent RNA helicase DDX47. The transcript is spliced from 3 exons. The record is from RefSeq and is a predicted model, not a curated record. Gene Ontology annotation, molecular function: ATP binding; nucleic acid binding; RNA helicase activity. NCBI's taxonomy places the organism in Eukaryota, Metazoa, Arthropoda, Insecta, Diptera, Muscidae. The coding region runs from base 107 to 1645 and encodes 512 amino acids.
UGUAUGUUAUUCUGUCAAAUCACAAUCACAACAAUCGGUUGUUGCACGUGUUUUUCCCCGUAGAUUUAUUUCAUUAAGGAAUUUAAAACAAAAUUUUUAAAUAAAAAUGUCCACAACUUCAGAAGAUGAAGAAAACGUUGUUAGCGGCGAAGAAGAAGAGGAGGAGGAUAGUGAUGUUGGUGAGGAGGAACAAGACGAUGAGUCGGCUGGAUCUGAAAAUGAGGAAGACGAAGAUGAACAAGUCUCGAACAAUCAUGACAACGGCAACGCUGAUGUAGUCAAUGGCAAUGAUGAGAAGCCGGAAAAAGAAUUGACUUGGAAGGAGUUGGGCCUAAAUGAAACUCUGUGUAAGGCCUGUGAAGAGCUUAAAUGGAAGGCACCCUCAAAGAUUCAAAAAGAAGCCAUUCCAGUGGCUCUACAGGGUAAAGAUGUUAUUGGUCUGGCCGAAACUGGUUCGGGAAAGACGGGAGCCUUUGCAUUGCCCAUAUUGCAUGCGCUGCUGGAAAAUCCCCAGAGAUAUUUUGCCUUGAUUUUGACACCAACACGUGAAUUGGCUUUUCAAAUAUCGGAACAAUUUGAGGCUUUGGGAAGCUCUAUUGGUGUGAAAUGCUGUGUUGUUGUUGGUGGCAUGGAUAUGGUAUCACAAGCCCUGCAACUGGGUAAAAAGCCUCAUAUUAUUAUUGCCACUCCCGGUCGUUUGGUAGAUCAUUUGGAGAAUCUAAAAGGCUUCAACUUGAAAGCCAUUAAAUAUCUUGUCAUGGACGAGGCUGAUCGUAUUCUCAACAUGGACUUUGAAGUGGAGUUGGAUAAAAUCCUUAAAGUACUGCCAAAGGAGAGGAGAACAUUUUUGUUCAGUGCCACAAUGACGAAAAAGGUAAAGAAACUCCAAAGAGCCUCACUGAAGGACCCUGUCAAAGUGGAGGUGUCAAAUAAGUACCAAACUGUGGAACAACUGCAACAAUACUACAUUUUCAUACCGGUGAAAUAUAAGGACGUCUACUUGGUGCAUAUACUCAACGAAUUGGCCGGCAACAGUUUCAUGAUCUUCUGCAGUACAUGCAAUAAUACCGUCAAAACGGCUCUCAUGUUAAGAGCAUUGGGUUUGGCAGCCAUUCCCUUGCACGGACAAAUGUCACAGAAUAAACGUUUGGCAGCCCUCAAUAAAUUCAAAGCGAAAAAUCGUUCUAUACUCAUUUCCACCGAUGUCGCCUCCAGAGGUCUGGAUAUACCCCAUGUAGAUGUGGUAUUAAAUUUCGAUAUACCCACACACAGUAAAGAUUACAUACAUCGUGUGGGCCGUACCGCAAGAGCUGGACGUUCGGGUAAAGCCAUAACAUUUGUCACCCAAUACGAUGUGGAAUUGUAUCAACGUAUCGAACAUUUGUUGGGCAAACAAUUGCCCCUGUACAAGUGUGAAGAGGAUGAGGUAAUGGCCCUGCAAGAACGUGUCAGUGAAGCUCAGCGCACUGCCAAAUUGGAACUUAAGGAUAUUGAGGAGUCGAAAGGUGCCAAGGGUCGUUUUAAGAAAGGUGAUGGCGGUGAUGAUUUUGAUGAUUCAGAACAAUUCACGGGUGCCCGUAAACGUCUUAAGACCGGCGGCGGCGGUGGUGGUAAAAAUAAUUGGAAAAAGGCCAAAAGGAAGUAGAGGAAAUAUUCCGAUUGUAUGUUUGUUUCUUGUAUUUUACAAAUAUCAGAUUAGAUUAUAGGCAUAUUUUAUAUGAAUCAAACUUGUAAAAGAAAAUAUAUAGAGAAAAUAUAUUUUUGAAAAACAGAAGAUAAA